AUGUCCGCAAUAGUGCCAUCACUGGAGUCCAGAAGAACAAUGGAUAGCGAGGCCACCCUAGUCAACAUUCCGGAUUUGAUUCAGCCAGCCUCGGAACAUGGGUCUCGGCAUCAGUCUUCAUCUUAUGACCAAAACUAUGGGUUACUUGAUCUCAUGAGAAUCUUAUUCAAGUUGACUAUGUUAUGGACACGCCUACUGCUUCUUCCCCUUUUCGGCUGGAAUGUUGCUAGCACUACUCUUUUCCUCGUUAUGCGCGGCAUGCCAUUGGGUCGACAACUUGAAGGGUUCCUGCGAUUAUCUUAUAACGUGACGAAGAUGGAACUCAGUACAUCCGGAUUGUAUAGAUGA
Messenger RNA from Colletotrichum orchidophilum, 348 nucleotides. RefSeq lists its product as uncharacterized. The record is from RefSeq and is a predicted model, not a curated record. The coding region runs from base 1 to 348 and encodes 115 amino acids. NCBI's taxonomy places the organism in Eukaryota, Fungi, Ascomycota, Sordariomycetes, Glomerellales, Glomerellaceae. The transcript has a single exon.